UAUGUAUUAAGUAUCAUACUGUCUUUUUAUAUUAUCCGAAAGGGUAGGGGAGGAGGGAGGAGGAGGGUGAUAAAUAUUACUAUUCUUCAUUUAACAGCCAAAUUGUAAACGUAAACAGAACAAUAUUGCAUUUUUUUUUGUCGUAUGUUUGUGUAUUGAAGAGUCACUUGUAUGGUGAACUCAGUAUUUUUCCAGCAUGAACCGCAAAUAUAUAUAUGAAGGCAUGACCUGUUGAUGUACUAAUCACUAGCAGCGUAUUAAUUAACAGCAUGAACCAACUAGAUAAUUAUAACUAGUAACGCAAACGAUUAAAUAUAUCAGUUCAGUUAUCACUCAUGUGCUAUGAAGUACUACGGUGGUGAAGGCUUACUGAAUACAGCUAUAAAUAAUUUACCUGUAGAACUACACAUCCCAACGUACAGAUACUGUGGUCCUGGCACUAAACUUGCUGAAAGGUUAGCCAGAAAUGAUCCAGGUGUGAACGGAUUGGAUGAAGCUUGUAAACAACACGAUAUAUUUUAUUCAAAAGAAAAAGAUCUGAGUGAUCGGCAUUUGGCUGAUAAGGUGCUGGCAAAACAAGCAAUGAAUAGGUUUCGUGCAAGUGAUUCGUCUUGGAAGGAGAAGGUCGCCGCAUUAGCUGUAGCAGGUGCUAUGAAAGCUAAAGUAAAACUUGGAAUGGGCUUAAAAGAAACCUCUCAAAGGCACCAAAAACGUAAUAUAAACAACUGUUUGAAGAAAUUACAUAAAUUAGCGAAAGAAUUACAGGGGUCUCAAAAACUGGUUCAAGACUCUGUUCAGAUCCUACAAACUGAACAAUCUCAAAAAGCUCAAAAAAUAUACUUGCGAAGGAUAAGGAGAAAAGUAAAUCUAGUGAGAAAAAAGUACGAGAAGUGA
Molecule: messenger RNA, 894 nt
Organism: Acanthoscelides obtectus
Lineage: Eukaryota; Metazoa; Arthropoda; Insecta; Coleoptera; Chrysomelidae
Source: the annotation of a GenBank genome assembly